Messenger RNA from Hyaena hyaena (striped hyena), 859 nucleotides. RefSeq names its product ATP synthase membrane subunit c locus 3 (gene ATP5MC3). The coding region runs from base 139 to 564 and encodes 141 amino acids. The transcript is spliced from 5 exons. The record is from RefSeq and is a predicted model, not a curated record. Gene Ontology annotation, biological process: proton transmembrane transport; proton motive force-driven ATP synthesis. Gene Ontology annotation, molecular function: proton transmembrane transporter activity. Lineage: Eukaryota; Metazoa; Chordata; Mammalia; Carnivora; Hyaenidae.
CUGCGCGCCGAGCGCCACUCCUUCGACCUCUGCCGCCGGAGCCGCCGCCGCCGCCUCCCGGGAAGAGGGGAAGCAGGAGAGGAGCCCACGUCGCCGUCCACCCAGGUCCUCCAGCCGCGCCGCCCAGAAGACUGUAAGAUGUUCGCCUGCGCCAAGCUCGCCUGCACCCCCGCUCUGAUCCGAGCUGGAUCCAGAGUUGCAUACAGACCAAUUUCUGCAUCAGUGUUAUCUCGACCAGAGACUAGGACUGGAGAGGGCUCUACGGUAUUUAAUGGGUCCCGGAAUGGUGUGUCCCACCUAAUCCAAAGGGAGUUUCAGACCAGUGUAGUCAGCAGAGAUAUCGAUACUGCUGCCAAAUUUAUUGGUGCAGGUGCUGCAACAGUGGGAGUGGCCGGUUCUGGUGCUGGUAUUGGAACAGUCUUUGGCAGCCUUAUCAUUGGUUAUGCCAGAAACCCUUCGCUGAAGCAGCAGCUGUUCUCAUAUGCUAUCCUGGGAUUUGCCUUGUCUGAAGCUAUGGGUCUCUUUUGUUUGAUGGUUGCUUUCUUGAUUUUGUUUGCCAUGUAACAGAAAUUACUGCUUGAAAUAUUGGCAUUCAUAUUAAUUACGGAUGUAAUUCUGUGUAUCUUACUGUGACUCCGAAAAACUGUAGUAUUGGUGUCAUGGAAAUGUACGUUAUUUCCAAGGUCAUUUCAUUAAAGGUAAAAACUUUAAUUUUUGCUGUGAUUUGUACUUAACCUAAAUUUAGACCAUCAUAAAGAAGAAUAUGCAUUCAGGCCGAUGCUGUACAAGUCAGAGGAAACUACAGCAGUCGCCCCGUGAUGAAAAAGAUCCAAUUUCAUUAAAAUUCUUUUAUAUAGCA